AUCCAUUCUUCUACAGAAACAUGAUCUUGUUUAUGUCUUUCCAGUUCAGAUCUUGAACAUCUGCUCUCUUAAGAACGGUCUGAGCCGCUUUAUUGCUCGGUUGGCGCAGUUAUAAUAAUUAAAGGCGUCAUCUUGAAUGUAAAAUGCGCCUCACAAUAAACGGAGUGGGCGUGGUCAAGUGGGCGGGACUUCCUGCCGGGAAUGUACACGAGGUUCCGUGAGCCGUGCGCGUGUUUCUCUGACAGUAGAGGCCUUUAAGCCACGCCCACACAGCGCGUUUCCCCGCUUUUAACACACCCCGAAUCCACAGGACGCGAGACCAACCGACGGAAUCCGUCACACAUCGGUGCCAGCGCUCCCGGAAUACCUUCAACCGCAUCUGAUACGGGUCAUGACGCUGGAAGCGAUCCGGUACCGGUCCGGGUCUCUGCAGAUCCUCAACCAGCUGCUGCUGCCGCACGACACCGUGUACGACGAGGUCCGUUCGGUGCAGGACGGCUAUAAGGCCAUCAAGAGUAUGAAGGUGCGCGGCGCUCCUGCUAUCGCCAUCGUGGGGUGCCUGAGUCUGGCGGUGGAGCUGCGGGCCGGCGCUGGGGGCGAAGACCUCGUGUCGUUCAUCAGGGAUUGUCUAUGUCACCUGACAUCCGCGCGACCUACGGCGGUCAACAUGGGCCGAGCCGCCCGCGAGCUGAUGGAGUUCACGGAGAAUGAGAGCAUGGAGAAAAACACAGAACAACUGAGAGAGAGUGUGAUUGGCUGGAUUGAGGAGAUGUUGGAGCGAGACGUGAACGACAACAAAAAAAUCGGCAACUACGGCGCCCAGCACAUCCUGUCUGGCGUUCCACGAGAUUCCAUUACAAUCCUCACGCACUGUAACACCGGGAGCCUCGCCACGGCCGGAUACGGCACCGCUCUCGGAGUGGUGCGGUCGCUGCACACUCUGGGUCGUUUGAAGCGCUUGUACUGUACAGAAACCAGGCCCUAUAACCAGGGGGCCAGACUGACGGCGUACGAGGCCGUCGCCGAGGGCUUCCCGGCCACCCUCAUCACAGACAGCAUGGCAGCGUUUGCCAUGAGAGAGAAGGGAAUCACAGCUGUCGUCGUCGGAGCGGACAGGGUUGUUGCCAAUGGUGACACGGCAAACAAAGUGGGCACAUAUCAGCUGGCAAUCGCUGCAAAGCAUCACGGGAUCCCGUUUUAUGUGGCGGCGCCCAGCACGUCCUGUGAUCUGAGUUUGGAGAGCGGCCGUGACAUUGUGAUUGAGGAACGCCCACCUGAGGAGCUCACCAGCAUCAACGGCAUACCUGUAGCUGCACCUGGUAUUGAGGUGUGGAACCCAUCGUUUGACGUCACUCCUCACCAGCUCAUCACGGGUGGCAUCAUCACCGAGCUCGGUGUGUUCCUCCCAUCUGAACUCCAGGCCGCUCUGACGGGCAGACUCACGGCUCUGUAAGGCCACAGCGCCCCAGCUGGCACGGGUGUAUCAUUGCACCUUCACCACCUCACAGCUCUCUCGUAAUGUUUCACCUCACUCUGGUGGAAGUCGCACCUUUAAUCACAUGCACAAGCGCCAGCACGGAAGUGUUAACGUUAACAAUACACACUCGAUUCAGUUCAGCACUUAUGAAGUGGAUUAUCACCGUGUUACACACACACAUUGUACAACCCAGGGAUGCUUGUAAACACACACACACACACACACACACACACUUCUCUCUGUCUGUAAAGCUCAUGUGAUGUCAUCUCAUGCGUUGGCCUGAAUUGUUGUGAUUCGAUUGUUGUUCUCUCUCUUUAUCGCUAUCUUCCCCUCUUUCUGGCUUGGCUCCAGUUUUUAAUGGAAAGUGUUUCACUGUUGGUGGAACUGCAUCAUGAAAGUAAAUACAGCUUUCUAUACAACUUCAGCUUUAUUGGCAGCAUUUGUGGCAUAAUGACAUUCAUUUUGACUCGUCCCUCAUUUUUUUAAUAUAUAUAUCCCCUUUUCUAUCCAAUUUGGAAUGCCCAAUUCCCACUACUUAGUACGUCCUCAUGGUGGCACGGUUACUCGCCUCAAUUCGGGUGGCGGAGGACGAGUCUCCGUUGCGUCCGCUUCUGAGACGGUCAAUCUGCGCAUCUGAUCAUGUGACUCGUUGUGCAUGACACCGCGGAGACUCACAGCAUGUGGAUGACUCAUGCUACUCUCCACGAUCCACACACAACUCACCACACGCCCCAUUGAGAGAACCACUAAUCACCACCACGAGGAGGUUACCCCAUGUGUCUCUACCCUCCCUAGCAACCGGGACAAUUUGGUUGCUUAGGAGACCUGGCUGGAGUCACUCAGCACACCCUGGAUUCAAACUCGCGACUCCAGGUGUGCUAGUCAGCGUCAACACUCGCUGAGCGACCCAGACCCCCUUGUCCCUCAUUCUUUAUAUAAAGCAAAAAUAGCAAUUACAGUGCUGCACUUGGAAUGGAAGUCUAUGAGGAGUGUUUCGGAGGAUUUAAAUACAGAAAUAUAAAGGAUUGAAGCGUUCAUGUGAGUGCUUUAACCAAAAUAUCUGUUAUUUGAGCCGCAGAAGUGUCUAAAUUGUCCUUUGUAGCAGUGGGACUACUUUUAUCAGCCACAUUAUUCUUGUGUUUGUAUUUUUUGAUGUUGUUCAUGUAAUAAAGAAAAACAAUUUAUGAGUUAAUUUUCCGUUGUAUUCAACAUUAUGCCAUAAAUUCUGUUGAUAUCGCGUAAACAUUGUUCAACAUUGAAUUAUAUAAACAAAGUCUUUGGUUUGAACACAGGGCAGAGGGUUCAUUAGUUAUCAAAUUAAAUAUAACUUUAGGAAAAUAAUGUAAAUGAAGAAAUCUUGGCUUGUUUUAAAUUAGCGCUGCCCCUCACUGUACAUAUGUACACUUUAGCAUGUUAGCAUAAUGCUAGCAGUUGUGUUAGCAUAACUGAUCUGAGCACCAAUCCUUUCACAGGACGUCCUGUGGAUGAAUAUAUAACACAAUACUGAAGUCACAAUGUUAUAUUAACAUUUACAGAGUUUUAAACCCCACAGACGAAACUUACGGAGAUGCAGAAUUGGACACUUGAAAUGCAGAUUUUUGGAUCUUUGAUUGAAUCUCACGAAAUAUUUUGGGUCAUAUUUCAGCACAAAAUAACUAAUAAAAUGUAUUAUGUGGUAACUGUACAAGAUUAGUUAAUAACAGUCAAUAAAAUGUUUACGGCAUGUUUAACGUUCUUAUUUUGAUUUAUUAUUUAACGUAUUGUGAACCAACAAUUGUAUUUCAAUAAAAUAUCAUCGUCACACUUUACGUUAAUAAUAGUAAAUGCAUUCAAUAAAGUUAA
Molecule: messenger RNA, 3319 nt
Organism: Xyrauchen texanus (razorback sucker)
Lineage: Eukaryota; Metazoa; Chordata; Actinopteri; Cypriniformes; Catostomidae
Gene: mri1
Product: methylthioribose-1-phosphate isomerase 1
Exons: 6
Coding region: 392-1453 (353 amino acids)
Molecular function (GO): S-methyl-5-thioribose-1-phosphate isomerase activity
Source: RefSeq, a predicted model, not a curated record